AUGAACACGGGACUUGCUCUGUUUGUGGCGCUCACCGCCUUCUUGGGGACGGCCACCUGCGCGCCCUCCGAAGAGAAGUUCACCACCAAAUACGACAACGUCAACUUGGACGAGAUCCUGAGGAACGAGCGGCUAUUUAAGAAAUAUCUGGAAUGCCUGCUGGCCGACAACGACAGCCACUGCACUGCUGACGGCAAGGAGCUCAGAAAGGCCAUUCCGGAUGCGCUCGUGAAUGAGUGCGCCAAGUGCAGCGACAGGCAGAAAGAAGGAUCUGAGAAGGUGAUCAAGCACUUGCGAGACAACCGACCGCAGGACUGGGAGAAGCUGCAGGCCAAGUGGGAUCCUGAGGGAAUUUACAACAAACGAUACGCCGAAAGACUUUCUUCCUAG
Gryllus bimaculatus (two-spotted cricket) is the source of this 390-nucleotide messenger RNA. NCBI's taxonomy places the organism in Eukaryota, Metazoa, Arthropoda, Insecta, Orthoptera, Gryllidae. The record is from the annotation of a GenBank genome assembly.